UCUCGUGGGGGCGGGACUUCCGGGGGCGCCUUUGUGGUGUCUGAGUUCUCUGUCGUUCCCGGGACUGUUCCGUGGCUUAGUGCGUCCGGAAUCCUCAGUCCCGACCGACGUGAAUGGAAAGCGCGAAAAGAGGGCCUGUUCCCGCCGCAGUGGCGGCUGCGAGGCGUCCUCGCCCCCGCCCGGUCGCCCGCCGCGUCCCGCCCCGCUCUUCCCACUGGUCGGAGGCCGAGGCCGCGCCGGUGAAGCCGGCGCAGGGUCCCAUGGCGGUGGCAGAAAUGCUUAUGGACCCCGUGCAGAGCCGCGUGGUCUUUGAGGACGUGGCCAUACACUUCUCCCAGGAAGAGUGGGGCCUCCUUGAUGGAGCUCAGAGACUCCUGUACCGUGCUGUGAUGAUGGAGAACUUGGCGCUUCUGUCCUCCCUAGGUUGUUGGCAUGGAGCACAGGACGAGGAGGCAUCACAGGUCAGGACUCCAAAGCCAGACUCUUCCGUCCAGGAGGCCCAGUGUGAGAAAGACAUGUUGCCCUCGGCUGAGCAGGAUGGAAUGUACUCUGAUCGGGAACUAUAUAUUUGUGGGGCAAACCAAAAGGAAUGGAUUGAAGACCAGUUUUCUAGAAGGGAGGAGGGGAGGCCUUCCUCUGCAACGAACGACAGUGUUCACGUGGCAGAGAGUAGCUGCACGUGCUGCAAAGACGGAAAGGACUUUCCGGCCGGCACAGGCCUGCCCCAGCACCUGACCCCUCGCAGUGCAUUGAAACCACACAGGGACCCCGAGUGCGGGGAGGCCUUUGAAAGCAGACAGAGUGAUUACAAGUGCAUUCAGUGCGGGAAGGCCUUCAGGCAAAAACAGGUACUUGAAUUCCUUUCAUCUGGCCAAAUUGAAACUAGACCCACGAGACAAGCUUCUACCCGCCACCCACCACACCUGGCAGCUGUGUUUUUAUACUGUGUCUCUAUGGAUUUGACUGCUCUGGAGACCUCAUGUAAGUGGAAUCAUACGGUAUUUGUCUUUUCGUGACUGGCUUAUUUUGCUUAGCAUAGUUUCCUCAUUUGUCAGCAUUUCCUUCUGUUUUGAGAAAGAAUCAGAGUUAAUAAGAUAUUGGGAAGUGUGUCAAUGGAGUCAGUACAGCUUUGCCAGAUGUGAUAUUUCGGGAGGAAGAGGAGAUCCAGAUUUUAUAUGGUAUCUUUAUUUCUUAACAGCUUUAUGGAGGUAUUGACAUACGUUAAACUGCAUUUAUUGAAGGUGUAGGAUAUAUUUUCAUAUAUGUAUGCACAAUGGGAGCAUUGCCAGAGCCAUGAUAAUGAAUAAUCCAUAACCCCUAUGUAUAGUUUCCAUCGGUCCCUUGUACUCUCUCUCUCCCAGUCCUACGCAACUUGCUAUCCCCAGGUGGGCACUGUCAUUUGCAUUUUCUAGAAUUUUAUAUAAAUAGAAUCCUACGCUUACUCUUGUAUAGCUGUGUUUACUAAGCACAUAUAUGUAUUUUUAGUAUUGUCCAUGUUGUGUGUGCAGAAGCAUGGCACUAGAUAACCGGCAAGGCUCUGUGUUAUGUAGUAGAGCUGCACUGUUCAUAAACAACAAAGGUGCUAAUAAUCACUGAGUAUAAGAGUUGUUUAGAAUGGAAAAUGAAGUUUAGAGAAAAUAAAUUUAAAUUCAGUUUCAUAUGAAUUCAUUAUCAAUAAAAAAUCUUGAACGAUCUGAAACACC
Molecule: messenger RNA, 1703 nt
Organism: Herpailurus yagouaroundi (jaguarundi)
Lineage: Eukaryota; Metazoa; Chordata; Mammalia; Carnivora; Felidae
Product: zinc finger protein 548-like
Exons: 5
Coding region: 114-1016 (300 amino acids)
Biological process (GO): regulation of DNA-templated transcription
Source: RefSeq, a predicted model, not a curated record